Molecule: messenger RNA, 3363 nt
Organism: Hemibagrus wyckioides
Lineage: Eukaryota; Metazoa; Chordata; Actinopteri; Siluriformes; Bagridae
Exons: 5
Coding region: 137-1672 (511 amino acids)
Source: RefSeq, a predicted model, not a curated record
CUCGGUCACCUUUGCUAUCCAACUCUAAACAAACGCUGGGCUUUAGACUUGCCAUUACCGUGACAACAAAGACGCCGGACUACCCCAUUAACACCAUGCAGACGCUCCUGAGUGCAGCGCAGAUCUUCUAUCCCGUAUGAUCACCACAUGUCCUGAAGCCAUGCAGCCCCGGAGUGACGGUGUUCCCUGCGAUCGUAGCUGUUCCUCCACCGUGUUGUGGUCCUUCUCUGUAAGCCAAGGACUUCACCUUCAUGACUUAGACCAGGUGACAGGCUCGAGUCCCAAAGCGCUGAGGAGGUACGACUUCAGACUGCUGACUCCGGCCACUGGAGGCACUUUUCACAGAAGAGGCCUCGCGGCAUCAGGAAUGUCGUCAUCAUCAGUGCCUCAGACCGGCCGGACGCUCAUGGCAUGUGGAAAGCGCUGUGUUCUGUCCCUGAGGCCGGAGCGCUGUGGCAAUAAGGCAGAAAACCAGAAAGCCGAGGAGAGCGAGGGAGGAGCGAGCGCCGCUAACGGAAUGGUGGAUGAACGCAGGAAAACAGGAGAGGAGAAGAAGAGAGCGUGGAGCAGUGUAGCGAGGACGAGAGCAAUGGUGACGCAGGACCCUCGACCCUCCACCGCUCCGGCGGACACCAGGGCAGGACAGAGUGACGUUAACGCCCCGGCACCAGGAACACACAGGUUGGUGUGGAGAACCGGUGGAAAAGGACACAGUGACCUUCUGGAUUGCUCCUCGACCAGAAAUCCUGUUCUUCACCUCUAUCUGCCCAACUACCCCACUGACCCCAGGAAAGAAGCAGACGAGGAGUUGGACAGACAGGACGCUGAGACAGAUCUGAAAACCGCAGAGAUUCAAAUUGGACCAAAGGCUGAUGAGAGGAAUGAAGGAAAGUGUGACGUCGCCGGAGGAAACAGAACACCUGAUGUCCUGGAAGACAUCGUUACAACCGAGACAGGAAGUGAGCAAAAACGUAAGACAGAAGAAUGCGACAAAAGGUGGCGAGGCAGUCAGAACAAGCUUGCUGAAAAAGAAGAGAACGAGCAAGGUGGUGUAAGAGAGGAGAGUCCUGACAUCGCUCAGGAACCGGGAGAAGAACAUAGCACCAGAGAUGAAGAGGAAAAUUCUGGAAAGUCAGAUGAUAUACAUCAACAUACAGGAGAUGUUUUAGAGGGAAGACCUAAAGCUCCAGCUGUGAAGCUGAAAUCUGAAGCUGCUCAUGUCAGAAACUCAGAACACAGCAGCACAAGGAGGCUGAUGCUCCCAGCACCGGCUUUAUCCAUUCCGGGUACGAUCGCACGUACACGCUCUUCGCCCACGCCAUGCGUGCUCCCGCCCUUUUAUGGUUCCUCGUUUGGUCGCCAGAUCAGAACCCCUCACACCUCUGAACGCCACCGAGCCAGAACACACCCGGUCAGAUCCUUCAGCUUCGACAAAAGAGCCAUAAAACACCCCCCGAGCUUGGACAGGACGGGAAACCGGGGCGUCUUCAAAACAGAACCCAGAGGAAUAACCGGGUCACGCCCCAAAAUAACUAGCUGUGAGCGGUGGGGGCCUCUGCCUCAUAAAACCAAAACCACCAAGACGUUUGUGUGGGGGCCUCGAGGGCCUCAGGAGAGCAAGAGUGUGUGUGAGCUACACGCCCGGACCAACAGGUGGAGGGGGGCGGACUGAUCCAAAGGUUCUGGUGAACACAGACCUACAAAAAUAUUUAUGACAGCUGUGCUAAUCCAACACUGGUGGAAAUUCAUUUAAAGCUCAUUUAUUGUGUUUAUCAUUUAUAAUGAAUAGCUGUCGGGUGGCCAGGGUUGUGAUUUUCAAGUUUUUUGGGAUAGUUUAUACAUGACUUUGUUUUAAAGCAAAUAAAUAGAAAUAAAUCAAAUCAGUUUCCGCAAAAAUAUCAGCCGUGACAAAAAGUGAUAGUUGAUAAAAAAAAAAGAAAUGUGAGUUUAUACAUGAUAAAAAAAAUUGUCCUUUAACAAACAGAUGAAAUUUUUGGGUUUCUUUCAGGUCGUUUGUGUGGUUUUUGAAGCUGUAGGUGUAAUCGGGCUGGUCUUAUGACUUAAUUCGUAUUAAAUCUAAAUUAAUGUUAAGAUAAGGGGGCGGAGCUAAAGCUGAUCUCCAGCGCGUUAUUAUUAUUAUUAUUAUUAACAACCUCAGAGUCUGACUGUUCUUCUUCAAAAAGCUGUUUAUUUGCUAAAGAGGAAGCGUAAAUCAACAAGUGGAGAAAAUGUACAUGGAUAACAGUAAUAAACAGAUUCAUAGUUAAAUGAUUUGUAGAGAGAGAGAGACAGAGAGAGAGACAGACAGACAGACAGAGAGGGAGACAGACAGACAGAGAGAGAGAGACAGACAGACAGAGAGAGGGAGACAGACAGAGAGAGAGAGAGAAAGUAAGAGAUAGAGAGAGGAAAACAGUAAGAGAGAACGAGAUCGAGAGGAGUGAGAGGGUGAGAAAUAGAUCAUGAGAACAUGGGAUAGAGACAGAAAGUCUGAAAGAGAGAGAGUGUGAGAGAGAGAGAGAGAGAGAUCAACAAAUUGAUAAGGAGAGAGAUGAUCAUAGCAAUAAAAUUUAAUUGAACUGAGACAGUAAAUGUGUGUGUGUGUGAGAGAGUAAGUGAGAGAGAGAGAGAGAGAGAGAGAGAGAGAGAGGAAUAAAUCUCAUAAACACACUAUGUAAGAGGCUGCGGUUUGGUGUAAAUGUCCUGAAGUCUCUUCUCACACUCGGGGUAAAUAUUUGCCCUGCUGCUGUAAGAGGAAGAUGAGGAAGAAGAUGCCGGAGGUGGUCAGUGAUAAAAAAUAAAACCUACACACACACGCAGGGCUGGUUUACGUUAUCGGCCCAGAUGUGAUCUGAGCUCAUGAGCACACAUGUAUAAAGGGGUUAUACAAGUAGCGGGUAAUUAUGGCACACAGAUGUUCUGCGUAUUGUCCAGAUGUUGCUCUCUCGGGGAGUGAAAAAUAAAAGCGAGACGGCAUGGAAACAAAAAAUAAAUUUAAAAAAAGCGUCUUGGCGUGACAGGGAGAAGACAGGAGGAGAGAUGCGCUCUGUGAUGUGGUGAGAGUCACAAAUCACUCAGUGAAUCAAAUGGGAAAUGAUUCACUGAUUCACUGGUGAAGAGAAAAUACAGUUAAACUGCAUGGUGUUGUUCCUGCGCUCAUGACUGUAGGAAGAAAUAUUCCAGUAUUUCAGGAGGAAACGGUGGAAGUGAUGAAGUGGAGAGAGGAGAAAAGUUUAAAGAGCUCUGCUGGCACCUACAGGCUGAAGACCUCCUGCCUCCUGCCUUCACACUGCCUCUACACCGGCUUUAUUUGGACAUAAAAGUUAAAACAUUAAAUAACAAAACUAACCCUAAAUCCCGAAA